This is a messenger RNA of Dioscorea cayenensis subsp. rotundata (Guinea yam), 2719 nucleotides long. RefSeq names its product pollen receptor-like kinase 4. Gene Ontology annotation, biological process: protein phosphorylation. The record is from RefSeq and is a predicted model, not a curated record. Gene Ontology annotation, molecular function: protein kinase activity; ATP binding; protein binding. Bases 12 to 2075 code for a protein of 687 amino acids. NCBI's taxonomy places the organism in Eukaryota, Viridiplantae, Streptophyta, Magnoliopsida, Dioscoreales, Dioscoreaceae. The transcript has 3 exons.
GGCCAUUUCCCAUGGCCGGAGAGGGCUCAUCAUCGAGCCUUCUUCGGCUCCUUACAGCAGCUUUUGUGCUUGUCUUCCUGUCUUUGGUGUCUACAAUCCCUGUCACACACUCAUCCGAUGCCGACGUCCUUCUCCAAUUUAAAGCCACGGUAUCUGGUGCAGAGGAAGCAUUACCGGAUUGGGUGUCAGGGUCAAGCCCUUGCGUACAUGAUCAUUCCAACUGGACCGGUGUCAUCUGUUACGCAAAUAGUGUGUUUGGCUUGCAACUGGAGAACAUGAAGCUCUCAGGUGCUUUGGAUCUUGAUCCUUUAGAGGCCCUACCCGGCUUGCGUGCCCUUAGCUUCAUGGGUAAUGACUUUGUGGGUCUGAUGCCAAACCUUAAUAAACUUGGGGCCUUGAAGUCUGUGUACCUCUCAAGGAACCAAUUCUCUGGGAUGAUCCCUACUGAUGUGUUUACACAAAUGAAAUCACUCAAGAAGGUCUACUUGUCUCAGAAUGAUUUCUCGGGUCCAAUACCAAGCUCCCUCACAAGCAUCCCAAGGCUCAUGGAUUUGAGGUUGGACGGCAACAAGUUCAGUGGUACCAUCCCUGAUCUCAAGUCAUCAUCCGUAUUGAAGCUUGUUAAUGUAACUAAUAACAAUCUUGAAGGCCCCAUACCUAAGGUUUUUUCCAAGAUGAACCCGAGCUUGUUUGCAGGAAACAAGGAUUUAUGUGGCGCACCGCUCCAAGUGUCAUGCCCUGAUAUUGUAUCAUCAACAGAUUCAACAGCCUCUAGCCAGCAGCAGCUGCUGCCCAAUUCAUCCAAUUCCAAUAAAUUGUCAGCUCCAGCUCUAGUGGCCAUCAUUGGCCUAUCUCUUGUGAUCAUACUCAUAGCCAUUGCAUGCAUUAGGCGCCGCCGAAAAAGGACUGUUGCAGAAAUACACAUGGGGAAGAACCAAUCCAGUAAGAUUCAUGAGCCCCACCCCCACCAAUACCAUGCGGACAAGCUUGAGCAGGGAUUUUCUGAACCAAAAUCUGUAGCUAUGAAAGCUCCAAAGGAGGUGGAGCAUGGAAAACUUGUGUUUGUUAAGGAAGGUGGUGUGAGGUUUGAGCUCCAGGAUCUGCUCAAGGCUUCAGCUGAAGUGCUCGGAAGUGGGAAUUUUGGAGCCUCCUACAAGGCAGUACUUGUGAGUGGCCAUGCAGUAGUGGUCAAGAGAUUCAAAGAGAUGAACAGAGUGGGAAGAGAAGACUUCCAAGAACACAUGAGGAGGCUUGGGAGGUUAUCUCACCCCAAUCUGCUGCCUCUGCAGGCCUACUACUACAGGAAGGAAGAGAAGCUUUUGGUGACUCAGUACUACCACAAUGGAAGCUUAGCUCAUCUACUUCAUGGUACCCAUGGUUCAAAUCAACCAUCGUUGGACUGGUCCACUAGGUUGAAGAUCAUCAAGGGAGUUGGCAGAGGACUCACUUAUCUCUAUGAUGGUCUCCCAAUGUUAGCGCUACCUCAUGGUCACUUGAAAUCCUCUAAUGUGCUCCUUGAUGACUCCUUUGAGCCACUGCUCACAGACUAUGCACUGGUUCCAGUAGUGAACAAGACUCAUGCCACACAGGUAAUGAUGGCCUACAAAUCUCCAGAAUUUACACAGCAUGGCAAGACAUCCAAGAAGGGUGAUGUUUGGAGCUUUGGCAUUUUGAUCUUAGAGAUACUAACUGGAAACUUUCCUGCCAACUCUCUGGGAACUGGGAAAGCUGGAGAUGAUUUAGCAAGCUGGGUGAAUAAGGUAAUGAAAGAAGAGUCUUCAAAGGAGGUUUUUGAUAAGGAGAUGAAAGGAACAAAGAAUUGCGAGCAGGAUAUGCUAAAGUUAUUGCAUAUAGGACUAUGUUGUUGUGAGAGGGAUGAGGAGAAGAGGUGGGAAUUGAAGCAAGCAGUGGAGAAGAUUGAGGAGCUGAAGGUGAUGAAAGGAGAUGAUGAAAAUGAGAGUGAGGGUGAUGGUGAUGGUGAGCCUGACUCCUCUUCCUAUGCAAGCAGUGAGGGGGAGAUGAUGUCCUCAAAAGACAUCAUUGAGGAUCAAUUCUCCUUGUCCAAGGACAACUAAGAUAUCAUUGGCUAUUUACAAGAAAUCACUCGCUCAAGGGAACUAACUGAUUCUUCCCUGCUUUUCAUUCAUUCUUUCUUAUGAUUGUAUAAAACCACCUAAGUAGUGUUAUUCUACUCAAAAAUGUGUCUUAGGACAUAAAGCACCAUCUGAAUUUCCAUUCAAAAUACAGUUUUUUUUUUUCUCCAUAUAUGUUCCAAGUUUUCAAUGUUGUUAGGAUUUGAAUGAGACUUUAUUGAGUUUUUUCAUAAGGCUUUUCUGGUGCCUCUCAAAGAUACUUUCAUUUUAUUCCCGAUUGCUUUAUUCCCAAUGUAACUAUAAAUACAUAUAGAUGCAAAGAUAAAAUAUGAGAGCACAUUGUUGAGGUCUAAGGUUUGAUCAGAGGGCUCUGAAGAUACUAGGCGACUGUGGAAAACCUGGAGAACCUCGAAUGCAGCUCCUAGUGGUUAGAACUGUGAAGCUGGACUAAUAUGCAGUAACAAGCUCUAUUAUUGUUGCAUAUGUCUUAUAUGAAUGUUGUAUUACUUUUGUUAUUUUUUGAUGUAUGUUUGUACUAAGUGUGUGGAUGUUCUGGUUGUGCUAAUUGUGAUGCUUUACUGGCAUGCACAUUAGAUGUUUGUAUAAAUGCCUAGUCUAUCAUUGAA